This is a messenger RNA of Periophthalmus magnuspinnatus, 5996 nucleotides long. RefSeq names its product TELO2 interacting protein 1 (gene tti1). The transcript has 14 exons. Bases 197 to 3505 code for a protein of 1102 amino acids. Gene Ontology annotation, cellular component: cytoplasm. The record is from RefSeq and is a predicted model, not a curated record. Gene Ontology annotation, biological process: chromatin remodeling. Lineage: Eukaryota; Metazoa; Chordata; Actinopteri; Gobiiformes; Gobiidae.
AAUGAUGACGUAUAGUUUAGACGUUUACACGAGAUCCAGCCACAUUUUGUAAAGUAUUUCAUUUUUGUGAAUUAUAGACUUUAUUAUUUUGUUUCCGAUGACCACGGUGUUGUUAUCUGCCAUGUCUCCUGCUCCAUGCUCUGUGGAUCCAGUGAAUACUUUGAAACAUGAAAAAAAAUAACCAUUGGCUGUAGCAAUGCCUCUAGCCAUGUCCCAAAUCAACGACCCAAAGAUCGCCUUCGCCUACCUCCGUCCUGCCUGUGUGGUACUUACCAAAGAGCCUACCUUGUCCAGUGUGGAGACUUUGAGUGCCCAGUUAAAAGAAGUUGAUGAUGUUUGUUUACAGCAACUUCAAGAUUAUGUACUUUUCCCAUUACGCUUUGUGCUUAAAGUCCCUGGACCUAAGAAAGACAACUUGGUGCAAGCUGUUGCUAAUGCUAUUGGCUACAUUUUGGAAAAUACAUGUGUGCAAAGCUGGAAUACUCUCCAUGAUCUGUUUUCUGAACUUUGUUUAUGUCUAUGCUGUCCGACCGAUCCUGGAAAACCCAUAGAUGCAUCAGAGGAGUUAAAAUUGUCAAUUCUCAAAUGUCUAGAUGCCUUGAUACACGCAGCUUAUGGGGAUAUUGUCAUCAAACUCUAUGAACCAGUCAUGUUACCAGGGCUUGGGGCUGCAGUGUCAUUGCUCUUAGCUUUAGCAGAAAAAGAGAAAAGUCGAGAAAUUCAGGGUGCUGCUUUGAAGUUGUUGCUGGUUUUGAUACAGCAAUGUGAUUGUAGUCAGGAGCACAUAGACUGCACAGCACACAAAAGGGCCAUUGGAAGAAUUAUGGCUUCGUUUUUACCUGGGAUCUCCACUGCUGUAGCCAGGAUCAUCACGGGCGACAUGCGACAAGGGCAUGGAGUUACUGUCAGCGCCCUGAAGGUAUGGUCUGGUACAGUUUGCCUGGUAAUGGAAGACUCCCAGCUGCAGUGCUCUGCCCCUGUGGAGACCGCCUCACCAGAACUGGGCCGUGUUGGACAGCUGCUGGUGCUCAGGACAGAGGAGUGGGUGAAGAGUACUGCAGCCCGACUUUGUGUGCUGCUAAAAAAGAUUGUCUCCUGCACUUCAGCCCAUCGCCACUGGAGGGUCCGCCUGGCCUUGGUGGAGCUGGCAGACCUUCUGUUACAGAGAUGUGGACAGUCUCUGGCAGAGUGUAUGGGGUCUUUUUUGGAUGCACUUGUGGGAGCCAUCAAUGAUGAUGAACCCAGGAUAAGAGACAGAUGCGAGAUAGCACUUAGAGAGGUCUCCCAGAGGAACCAGCAGAUCAACUGUGGAGAUGACAGCAGUAGAAAUAUCUCUAAGACAUUCACAGAUGUCCUGUCAGAGAACCUCCACUCUUUAUGCACCUCCCUGCCUCGUCUCAUGAGGACCUCAGACGACCAGAAGAAGCUGUUCAUCCUCAAUGUGUUUCUGGGAUAUGUCAAACUGCUGGGCCCUUUAGUGUCUGUUGUCCUUGCCUCUGCUGCACAUCUGGAAAGGGUCUCAAAGGCAUUAAUGCAGGUGCUUGAGCUGGAUGUGAUGGACGUUCGGAUCGUGGAGGAGAAGAGCUACACUGACACGGACAUUGAGUCUGGCUCAAGUGCUCAUGUGCACAGGAAACAUUUUAUGUACUUCACAGAUGACCGAAUCUUCUCUGUGCUCAUGGAGAUCUGCCGCACAUUAGGUUACUAUGGCAACCUCUACCUUCUGACUGAUCACUUCCUAGACCUGUACAGGCAGUCUUCUGUAUACAGAAAACAGGCUGCAAUGGUUCUGAAUGAGAUUAUCAGGGGUGCUGCUGGUAUUGCCGUAGCAACAGGCGGACAGGGUUUGUCCGCUGGACCCUGUACUGAGGAGGACCUUAGGGCAGCAGUGGAGUCCAUCAUAGAAGAAUACAUCAGUGUCAACAACUGGCACCUCAUGAUAGUCAGUGAGGAGACAGAUAGAGACAAACAAGACCAAAAGCUGCUCAGUCCGUCCAGACUUCUCUCCAUCUCCGACACUGAGACCACUUCCCCGGCAGACCCUCUCCAUCUGGUUCCAUUUGGUGCACCAGCCUCCACCUCACACCUCCAUCAGCUCAACAGUAACAUCUGGCAGCUGUGUGUCCAGCUUGAGGGCAUAUCAUGUUUCGCUCAGGCUCUGGGCCAGGGUUUCUGUCCCUUGUUGAUGACCUCAUUAUACCCAGUUUUUGAGAAGGCUGGAGAAGAGAACCUGUUGGUUAGCCAGACGGCGUUAGACUGUAUGUGGGGCAUAUGUAAGGCAUGUGGUUACCCGUCACUAAAAGAGCUGAUCAAUGAGAACUCUGACUACCUGCUCAAUGACAUCUCUCUUAAUCUGCAGAGGCUCAGUCAGCACCCACAGGCUCCUCGGGUGCUGACGGUGAUGUUGACUCACUCAGACUGCUCUAUGCUGCCCCUGGUGGGGGACAUUGUGCAGGAUGUGCUAACAGCUCUGGACCUGAGCUAUGACCACACAGCUGCUCUGUUCUGCUCUGUGUUACAUGCACUGAUGAAGGCACUGGCAAGGUGGUUUCCCUCCAGUCGGUGCACAUCCAGAGAACUGAGUAAAUCCAAGCACAGAACCACAGACCAAGAAGAGUUCAGCAUUGGCCAAUUCCUGCUGGAUUACAGAAAACAGAAAGAGCUGGCAGAGGGCAUCGGCAUAGAGCAUGACAUGGAGGACACUGUAGAUGAUGUCCCACCUGUCUCUGAACCUGAUGUUGAUGAUAUUGGAGGUCCUGAUGUGAAAAAAGAACUUCCUAAUCAUCUUCAGAUUACUAAAGAUGUUAUGGAGCGCUGCAUUCACCUAAUGUCUGACCCAAACCUCAGAUUACGACUCAAGGUGCUGGAUGUGUUAGAGUUGUGUAUAGCUGUUCUGAGCGAAAUGGAGAAUGAGCUGCUUCCUAUGGUCCAUCGCUGUUGGCCUGCUCUGCUUCAAAGACUGACUGCGGACGACCCACUAGCUGUACUUAGGGCCUUCAGGGUGCUGUGUACUCUAGGGGAGACCUGUGGAGAUUUCCUGAGGAGGCGAGUCUCCAAAGAAGUUCUUCCAAAGCUGUGCUCGUCUCUGGUCCGCCAGGCUCCAGUCAGUGCCAGAGCUGGACCGGUCUACUCCCACACUCUGGCCUUCAAACUACAACUGGCUGUUCUGGAGGGGAUGGGCUCUCUGUGUCAAAGGCUGGACCUGGGUGAAGAGGAUCUAGAUAAAGUGUGCGAGGCAUGUUUGCUGUACCUCAGCUGCAGACAACCAGCCAGACUCCAGGAAGCCUGUCUGAGUGUAUUCCGACAUUUAAUCCAGGUGGAUCCGGACACAUUCUGGUUUGUCCUUAAUGAACUACACUGUCCCUCUGACUUUUCCCCGCCUCACCCGGACCUCCGGCCUGUGCGCCUCUCUGGCAUGGGACGUCCUAGGGAUGAGUACACGGACAAUGUAAUGAUACUGCUCAGAGAGGAGUUUGAUUCACAGACAGCAAUGCCAGGCUCAUGAUGAAGAUGGAUAGACUUCUGUAAUUGGUGGAUGUGGACUACUGAAAUCUGGAAAUCUUGUUGGAAUCAAAAAUCAGUAACAGCUUCUCAAUUUGCUCAUUGUUAUUCCAUAAAACACAGUAUAUUGUACUUACUAUUGUUUUUUUAAGAUAAAAUGUGCAGCCAUUUACUAAGUUUUCUAUAUUUUUGUUAUCACCUUGGAACCUGGAAUUUCAACUUGAACGCCAGGCACCAGAACUGUGCCUUUUUUGCCACAGCAGGCACAUGGUACAGAAUAUUUUUACCAUCUUGAGGAUCAGAUCGAAAACUUUUCAAAAUAUUAAAUUUGCAAAACAUAAAUGCUUAAUAUCCCAGCUUCUAGAAGCCUAUCUGAUAUUUGGUUAAGCCCAUUCACUUUAUGUCCUGAAUUUCUCUUUUUAAUAGAUUUUUCCCUGGUGACAGAAAUUGCCUAACCUCCCUUUAAGUGCAGGAAACAGGAAGUGUGCGUGUUAUCAGGCUGUGAUAGGAGCAGCUGCCUCCACCUCAUUGCUCCAUAAUGAAUGUGUGAGCGUGUGGGCUACGUGUUAGCGGUUAGCGACCAGGCUAGCUCACACCGUGCAGCGCCUCUUUAUCUCAUAGCGCCAUGUUUCUAUUUAUCCUGCUGCCAGCCCUGACAAUGGCACCAUUAGUCAUCUGCAACAACAGGAGGGCUUUGGCAGCACCUAUUACAAACAGCUAGCGGCCUAAUAUGGGCUGUACUUAAUGCAUACAGACAAGCCGACAUGGACACCCAGGCUCAGAGCAGAGGCUACAGUGGCACAAGAACCAUACAAGAACCUAGAUAACCCUGGUGGUGAGGGGGCUAGCCCUGUCAUCUCUCAGAAAGUCUACGUCAGUGAAGGUUGGUUUACAUUCAAAAUGAAAAAGUGACAGAAGAUAAAGCAGCUUGCCCUCUAACCCAAAGGUUUAUUGAUUAAACCAUGACAACCAUGUUAAAAUCAGCUAUGAUUUUUUUCUUCUAUAGAUCAAUCCUGAUUUUCGAUUAGAUUUGAUUUCUCUGCAAUAACAAAAAUAAAAAUGGCUUUCAGCAUUGGUUUCAUGAACAUAAACAAGAUAAGACUUUUAACUCGUGACAUGUAAUACAAACCACAUGCUUAGUGACAGAGACUGAAUCUUGAUCUAAAAAAAAAAAACUAUUAAUUGCCUAUCCCUAUUGUCACCACAUUGCUGUGGAGAGAACUUCACAAAAGUUUUCAGUGGAGACCUUGUUAGUGUGGAACUGAAAAACAAAUUGAAUUACACAAACCUUUACGUUCUGUAACUAUUCUGGCACUAUUACCAUCACCAAUGUUGCUGCUACUUCCAGUUGAUAUUGUUGAAAUAUUUGUUGAUAUUUUUUAGAAUCUAGAUGGUGAUGCCACAAUAAUGUCACAGGGGACUGUUUUUCAUCUCGUCAAUCACGCCCAUUUCAAACUGAGGAGAUUCACCGGUGACUAGACUCAUAGCUUUGCAAGAAGUGUGUAUUCUGGAUCCCAGACAAAUUAACAAUGGAAACUUUUUUACAGAUUGUAAGGACACUUAAUAUUCAUUUUGUAUACAAUAUCUUUUUAUUUGAUAAAGGCAUACAUUUAGUGUGAGACCAAACAUUCUAGAAGAAAUUUACACUUCUCUUUCCGUGUUAACAUUUUUUUUUGUUUACAAAACAACACAACUCAAAUGUCUUAAUAAUCAAGAUAGAACAGUCCCAUAGUCCCUCUUUUGAAUGUGCUGAAACAGAAGCAUAUAGUUAGUCUUGAAAUAUUAAUGCAGCACAGCGAGAUAUGUGAGGGCCGGGUUAAUUUGAGGCGAUAUGAACAGGCAUGUCUUUCUCCAGUGCUGCCUCCACCACAAACAACAUUGACUUUAGCAGUAUCUGAUCAGCAUUGAGAUGAGUUUCAUGGCAGCACAAGGCUUGUAUUCUUCACUAAGAAGCUUUGGCCCUGCACAUAUACAGUACUGUAGACUGGAGUAACACUGAGUCCGUACUAAGAUACAUCAGAGGGAAUCCCCAUUGAGCAGCUGUGAGGGUCAUUCAUCUGUCUGUACAGCACUUUGGGAGAGGGUAAAGCAACGCAGACCAAUGAAAUACAAUUCCUCUACUCCACAAAAGAGUAUGUGAGAGUCAAAUGUUGUAGUCAAGACCAAAUAUUAGGUAUGAAUCGAUCAUUUGCAAUAAAUAAUAAUCAUAUAUGCAAAUAGAACUGUGAAAAUUAGCCACUUAAACAAGUUGACAAAAUAAAGCAAAACAAACAAAUCUGCCAAAAAUAUGCAACAAGUACUCAACACUUCCAAGAAUGCUGAGACUGCUACUGAAAUUCUCUAUAACUCACAUAUUAUAAACAUAAUAUAAACAGGACCACACACAGGGCAACUGUGAGCACAUGUCUGAAACCCAAUAGCAGUAUUGUACUACAACACUUGACUUGAGACAGAUAAAAUGAUUUCUUCAAUAAACAUUGUUUUUUGAAUGGUUG